GAUACUCAUACACUUUACUCGCCACCCAGGGCUCUUGCUUGACAACGCUUGGUUGUUUACACUCUCUAUCCAUUGAUCCAUAAUAGAUUAGGACAGAGUAUGCAAACUUCUUCGACGCCUUCUUCUUUGACUCCAACUUACUUUCCAGUUGUCCAUUGCUCUUCUGUCAUUUUAGAAUAUAUUGCCUGAAAGCUCUGAAAUUCCACUGUAGGAAAAUAGAAAAUUUGGUGAAUACUUGAGGAAAAGAUAUCCAUUUCUGGGACAGUUUGACAUUAAGAGGCUGUAGAUAUAAGAGCCCAACACGUGUAAUUACGCCUUUUUGACCACUAGCUGCCAUUGUGAUAUCAAUAACGAUAUACAGGAUCUAAAAAGAAUUACUCGACUGGAUUCUCUCAAUCUUCAUACAAUCUGCAUUUCACUGUUGACCCCAUUGAUAUCAUUCAUCGUCCUGUGGGCAGCGCCUACGAUCUUUCGGAAUGGAUGCUAAACUCUACCCAUCAGCACACUAAACAGGAAAAUAUAAAAUACACUAUCUGGACCACGCCGGACCUUUUCUUUCACAAGGGCGUCGACUAGGCAGACGAUCACGAUGUUACGUAUCUUCGUGGUCUACAACAAGCUCCGUUACACCUUCGAUACGGAUGCUACCGAUACUAUCGCCACCCUGCGGGAGUCAGUAUGUGACACAUGCCAGAUUGAUACGAGAGGCGGGAAAAACGGAGAACAGAAAUUCGUGGUUCUGCAAUACCAGGGUGCUGACCUUCAAGAUACUUGGAAGCUAGGUGAUAUUGGGAUUGUAGCUGGUUCCACAUUGCGAUGCUUUCUUCGAGAAGAAAUCACUCCGAAGUUGUUCGUAUACUGUGUCUACAACGACGAGAAAGUUGAAAUACUCGAAGAAGUCCGAUUCGAUUCAGACUACGUAGCGGCGCUCCGGUCGAUCAUCUCCCGUCGUAUCGGCCUACCGGUUACCGUCUACCGUAUCCUUGAUCCGAACGGUAGAGAAAUGUACGACGGAAAUCUUCUUUCCAUGUACGAUAUCUCCCUCGGUUGCACAGUGCGUCUGGAGACGUGGGAUGGCUGGAAUGAUUUCCUCAGAGCCGCUUCUAUUGGCCACACCACACACGUGUCUCACAAUCUCUCUCAGGACGAAUCCAUAGCGAAAUUUCAGAUGCGGGUAGCUCUUUUUAUUGCAGCACACUAUGGACAUAUGGAUCUUGCCUCCGCCAUUUUGAAAAUGGGUUACAGAUCGGAUGAGGCUGUGGGUGACCAUCCUACAAAGGAAUGGUGCGCAAGUACACACAUCGAAUCAAAGAAAACAGCGGUUCAUGAGGCUGCCGAGCACGGACAAUUGAGUAUCUUAAGAAUAUUUGUCUACAACAACAUCUGUUGCGUGACUUGUAAAGAUGGCAACGGUCUCACAGCUCUAAAUGUUGCACUCAGGAAACAAAAGCGUGAGGUCGCUCUCUAUCUUCUCACAAAACAAUGGUCAAAUGUGCAAUAUAGUGCCUUGAUACUGCCCCUUACAAUUUAUUCCCAGGUUCGAAAGUGGUGCGACCGGGCCAAGGACAAAGUUUUGUUGGUACAUGGUCCAGACAAGUCGAGUAUGAAAUAUAAGAGAACAACGCGGCAGCCAGGAGGUCUUUGUGGGGAAGGGGUUUAUGUUGAUGGAUUGGUCAAAAGCAGCCUGAAUACGAAUCCCAAGCGUGGAUCUGAGAUAAGUAAGACCAAAAAGAAGAAGCAAAGAGAACAGAGAAGAUUAACGACGGCAAUGACCAGUUUUACAGGCGCAACGGGUUCUUCGUCACCGGAUCCUAGGCUUCCAAGGAUAUCUGGUGUCAGGACACCUACCCUUGUUGCAACAUACCGUGAAAGACUUCGAAGAAAAAAUGAAGAUGAGGAUGAAUAUGAAGGAGAAAUGUCAAAUGAGGAUGGUAGAUUUGCAGAUCUUCGGGAAAAGCUGAGACCAAGAAGCAAAAGCUUCAACCAUGAAAGGACACUUGCUCUGCCACAGAUUGGUCAGAAGCCUCGACCUCGUAGUUCAUCGCAACAAGAGAAUGGCCUUGCGGACAUUCGAGCAGUAAGUGCCGCUCCCAGUUCAAUAGACAUUGGUACAGAACGAGGAAAGAUGGCAUACAUCCAGACUACUGGGACUGGGAGCAGAAGGUCUCGAAGACCGAAGCAACAGCAGAUUUCAGAAUCCAUGCCUGCCAAACCUAUCUUGGUCGAACAUAAACCAUCGAUAGAAAAGAAAGAAUCACGCUUCGACCGAAUGGAAAAGUUUAGAAGACAACGGAAGAAAGCUAGCAAGAUGGAUAGUAGUAUUCCACUCCCACCAGUCAGUAAAAACACUGUCCACCGGCCGUUUUUCUUCGCCCAGAACGAGGAUGAUAAUAUCCCUCGACUCACGGUAGAUCUGUACGAUGAAGUAAAUGGGAAGACAACCUGGGAGCGCGCUCUCGAAGCGCUCACCAUUGCGUCGGUGUUCGAAGAAAAACCGUGGUUGCAACGCGUCAGGAUGGCCAUGGUCUUGUCUAGGAAUCACGUACGAAGGAUAAAGAGUCUCCAGCGAUCACCGUCGAGCAACGGUAAUAUAAAAAGUGCUCUGAGCGGUAGGAGUAGCUCGAAAAAGGUGACUGUUACUGAUGAACAUGCGGUCGAUCACGAAGGCGUAACGUCAAGAGGUGGUGGCCGAGUAGAAAGUAAAGAGCAAAAUAUAAUCACUUCUGCUGUGGAUCAUUCUCAAGAAACAUCGCGUGCAACCGAAGUGAACUAAGUUUUUGACUGUAAUGUAUUCAAAUUGAUUUUGUGGAUCAAAACAUUUCAUUCAAGCAAAGCCGUAGGCUUAUAC
This is a messenger RNA of Lytechinus variegatus (green sea urchin), 2848 nucleotides long. It is a transcript of the gene ankub1, whose product is annotated as protein ANKUB1-like. The transcript is spliced from 3 exons. Bases 590 to 2773 code for a protein of 727 amino acids. The record is from RefSeq and is a predicted model, not a curated record. NCBI's taxonomy places the organism in Eukaryota, Metazoa, Echinodermata, Echinoidea, Temnopleuroida, Toxopneustidae. Gene Ontology annotation, molecular function: protein binding.